UCCGUUAAACUCCAAAGAAGAGGAGGAAGAAGAAGAAGAAGAAACCUCCCUCCUUCUAGCUGCUUCUUGCUCGAUGAAAUAAACAUGACGAUGUUGUCAACUAUAUUGGUGUCAGUGCAGCUGCACUAAAAGUAUAACAUUGAAUACGACAAGGGACGGUGGAUAUUGUAUUUCACAAAAUUUGUGACAAACCGUUGUUCGAGUUCUUGGAUUGCAGAACUUGUCUUGGAUUGAAACACCAUUUUCACAGGUUGACAAGUGGACAGUAAACACUGCAAUGCCUCUGCUGUUUUUGGAGAGGUUUCCUUGGCCCAGCCUACAGACCUACACAGCACUGAGUGUGGCUUUGCUCGCUGGCAGUAUCUUCAGUGCCUACACCACUGUGACUGACCCAGGCUUUGGGGCCUUGGAGACUGAUGAAACACCAGCUCCAUCUGAAGUGGCUCUUGAACAUCUAAACAAUGAUAUUAGUAACACAGAACUGGCAACCACUGUCCUGUGGUAUCUUGUCACUGACAGUCUCUUUGUAUGGGUCUUAGUCAACACCUUCUGCUGUUCCUUGAUGUUAAUUGCUAAAAUGAUUCAGUAUGUGGUCUUUGGCCCUGUUAGAGUGAGUGAGAAGCAGCACCUGAAAGAUAAGUUCUGGAACUUUAUCUUCUACAAGUUUAUUUUCAUCUUUGGAGUUUUGAACGUGCAGACAGUAGAGGAGGUGGUCAUGUGGUGUUUGUGGUUCUCUGCCCUGGUCUUUCUCCACCUCAUGGUGCAGCUUUGCAAAGACCGGUUUGAAUAUCUGUCUUUCUCACCUUCCACUCCCAUGAACAGUCAUGUGCGAGUGCUCUGUCUGCUGGUCUCCCUGCUGCUGGACUGCUGUGGCCUUGCUGUGAUCUGUGGUCUGCUGGGAGCUUCCCAUGGCAUGCAUACCCUCUCCUUUAUGGCAGCAGAGUGUCUGCUAGUGACUGUACGUACUGGGCAUGUCAUCAUGCGAUACUCCAUUCACCUGUGGGAUCUGAAGCAUCCAGGAACCUGGGAGAGUAAGGGAACGUAUGUCUACUACACAGACUUCAUCAUGGAGUUGGCUAUGCUCUUUCUGGACCUCAUCCACCAUAUACAUAUGCUGCUUUUUGGCAACAUCUGGCUGUCCAUGGCGAGCUUGGUUAUCUUCAUGCAGCUGCGGUAUCUCUUCCAUGAGGUCCAGCGCCGUGUCCGACGUCACAAGAACUACCUCCGCGUCAUCAACAACAUGGAGGCUAGAUUUUCUGUUGCUACUGCAGAGGAGCUGGCCGCUAAUGAUGAUGACUGUGCCAUCUGCUGGGAUACCAUGUUGACAGCACGCAAAUUACCCUGCGGUCAUCUCUUCCACAACUCUUGUUUGCGCUCAUGGCUUGAGCAGGACACCUCGUGCCCUACAUGUAGGACAUCCCUGAACAUUAACGGGGACGGGGGCCAGCCCAGAAACCAGCAGCAGGGUGGUGGUUUGGAAGACAACAUCGGCCCAGUAGGAGCUGCUGCAGAUGCUAGAACACAUAACAACCAACAUAAUCACUUCUUUCACUUUGAUGGAUCUCGCAUUGCCAGCUGGCUGCCCAGUUUCUCAGUGGAAGUAAUGCACACCACCAAUAUACUGGGCAUGGCUCAAGCCAACAACUCCCAGCUCAUGGCCAUGGCCCAUCAGAUCCAGGAGAUGUUCCCUCAGGUGCCCUCCUACCUGGUGAUGCAGGACCUGCAGUUGACUCGCUCUGUGGAGGUCACUACUGACAACAUCCUGGAGGGACGCAUUCAGGUUCCUUUCCAAACGCAGGCCAUAGAGCGUGGCCCUACACAGGUGAGCCCUGGUCCAGAUGAGCAGGAAGGCUCCAGUGGAGCAGCUGAUCAGGGCCUCAGUGAGUCAGACAACAUCGAGGUAAGAGGAGGUCGCUUCUCGAAGUCGGCUGAGGAGAGGCAGAAGAUGUUAAGACAGAGGAAAGAAGAGAUGCUUCAGCAAGCGCGCAGGCGAUACCUGAACAAGAGUCCAGAGGACCAGGAUGAGGAUUUGCCUGGACUGGAGGAGGACACUGUUCCAGAAGUAAACUUGGCAGUGCUGAGACGUCGAACCAUGGCGGCAGCUGCAGAGAGACGCAUACAAAAUCAGCAAGACCCUGCACCCUGAUACACAGAUUGGCUUCAAUAGGAGUGUCUAUCACAUCCCAAGAGGCACUAACAGAGCUAUUUAAACAUCCCGUCUCUCCCAUUCAGUGUACAGUCAGUGGUCAUCACCUAUUCAAUACUGUAAUUAAAAAGCAUUGCAAACAUGGCCUUUGGGCUGCCUAAAUAAGGUGAGACUUUUGUGAGUAGCUCACUGAUUCUAGAGUAUUUGGAACAUUUUAAAUUCAUGGGUGCAUGUCAAGAAAUGCAAAGUUGCAUUGCCCUUUAUUCAUGUGCCACACAUUGCAACCACCAGCUUGAGUGGGGAGUCAGUAUCUGCCAUUAUUGGGUCUGGCUAUGAAAAGUGAGCAUGCUUUGCAUUCAGAAGAGUCUUUUUUGAGAGAGCUUUGAAGGUGUCAUUACUAGAAAAAAGCUGUCUAUUUUUGUUUAUUUUCUUUUAAUCAGACUUUUUUUUCCCACAUGUGUUGCUCAAGGCAGAAAGCUACUUAUUCUGGAUGAAGAAACUCAUCUGAUGUAUUUGUGUGCUAUUCUUUUGUGAGUUUCAACUGUGAAUUAAGUGUAGGCAAAAUAACAACACAUUUUUAUUUCUUACCCUGGAGUAAGAGAAUGUCACUUUAGUAUUGGUCAGCCUUUUCUGUCAAAUAUGAAUGUUUCUAUCAAGAAUAAUGCUGCAAACAAAGUGUUUUUGACCCACAUGGGUUCUGUGUUUAGUGUGUAAUAUCACCCAUUGCAAACUGUUUGCAUUUCGUUAUUUAACAAGGGGGCGGGUGGGGCUGCAAGUCUUUGUGUUCUAAUGCUGUUCCCUUGAGAUACAUAGGCAACAAAGGGGGUGUGUUACAUUUUGUACAAGUACAAUAGGUGUCAUCCUUGAGUCUUUCUUAAGUUAACCUCUGUUGAGCAGCACUGUUUUAUUCAUGCAGCAUUUGUCCACUCGCAUUGAGAAGUGCUUAUUCAAACGUCAUCCUGUGAAGAGCAGAAUUUUCUUGUGCCCAAAGAUGUUAUAUAAAUAAUGUACAGCAGUAUAUGACAUGGACUAGGCCCUUGAAACAUUUUUGGUAAUACCAAAUUUUUACUAAAUCUGUAGCUGGUUACGACAUAUCGAUGGAUUCAAAGAUGGAAACUAUUAUAAUUGUUUAGUUUCUUGUGAUUUCAGUGCAGUAAUAAGGGCAGUUUGGGGUGAGAUAUGCAUGAAUUUAGACAAGUGCUUUUGUUUCCUUCCACUCUAUCCCAAAGAGCAGCCCACAAACUUCCACAUAAAGCUGAAGUGUUGUGAUCUUUAUUGUGUGUUCACUUUAUUGCUCAAACUCUGUUUUGGUUGUAAGAGGAUACAAUAUAGGAUUUAGAUUUCCUUUAGUCAAAAUGUAAAGAAAGUAAUUGGACAGCUUUGUUUUAAUUUUCAGUUUUUACAUAAAGCUAUUUAACAUCUCUUAAUAUCCAUGAUAUAUUUUCCUAUUCAUGGGUUAUCUUUCAUAACCCUUGUGUUAAUUUAAUCAAAACUGAAAUGCUUUUUUGAACUGAGCUUUCCUGUAUUUUUGUGCCUAAAUCAAGAAUGGUUCAGCUGUGGAUAAUUUCUGUAAAUCUAGUUUUUGUAAAAUAUGUUAAUACAAAAGACUCAAUAAAAAGAGCUUCUACAGCUUUCUAACAAAAUGUA
Scatophagus argus is the source of this 3793-nucleotide messenger RNA. Its product is annotated as E3 ubiquitin-protein ligase AMFR-like. The coding region runs from base 278 to 2146 and encodes 622 amino acids. The transcript has 14 exons. Gene Ontology annotation, cellular component: endoplasmic reticulum; cytosol; ubiquitin ligase complex. The record is from RefSeq and is a predicted model, not a curated record. Gene Ontology annotation, molecular function: ubiquitin protein ligase activity; ubiquitin binding. Gene Ontology annotation, biological process: protein K48-linked ubiquitination; endoplasmic reticulum unfolded protein response; ubiquitin-dependent protein catabolic process. NCBI's taxonomy places the organism in Eukaryota, Metazoa, Chordata, Actinopteri, Scatophagidae.